CCCCUACUUCCCCUCUAGGCUCUAUCCAUCUUCCUUCGUCUGUCUGUCUGUCUUUAUAGUAUUUCCAAAUACAGGCCCUCUUCUCAUCAAUGAAAGCUGUUAAUUUAUCACUGAAUCGAGAAAAUACAGAUCAAAAAACUUUGAUUUUUUAUUUUUCUUUUUGCGAGUAAAUCAAUAAAUAAUUUUCAUUUUCAUAUAUAAAUAAAUAUAGAAAGAGAAAGAGAGAGAGGGAGAGAGAGAGAGAGAGAGAAAUAGGGGUUAGGGUUGCGUAGGUAUGGGAUUGGGCGAUAUGGAUCUUCUGGAAGACGGUGAUUCGGGAGGAGGCGGAGAAGGAGGAGGCAAGGCGUCGGCAGCGGUGUCGUGUUCGAUUUGCCUGGAAGCGGUGACCGAUAAUGGGGAUAGAUCCUGGGCUAAGCUUCAAUGCGGCCAUCAAUUCCACCUCGAUUGCAUUGGAUCUGCAUUUAAUGCAAAGGGAGCAAUGCAAUGCCCAAACUGUCGAAAAGUUGAGAAAGGUCAAUGGCUUUAUGCUAGUGGUCAUCGUUCAUUGCCUGAGUUUAGCAUGGAUGACUGGGCCCAUGAUGAGGACCUGUAUGAUCUAAGUUUCUCUGAAAUGUCAUUUGGAGUUCAUUGGUGUCCGUUUAGUGGAUUAACUCGACUACCUUCAUCUUUUGAUGAAGGAGAUUUUGGUUCGAGUGCAUAUCAUGAUCUUCUAGGGAACCAUGCUGUUUUCGCUGAACAUACUGCUGCUGUCUCUUCGUCCACUCAUCCAUGCCCAUAUAUUGCCUAUGUUGGUAUUCAUCCAACAUCCUCAAAUUCAAGUGGAAGUGUGUCUGAUGGUCCUAAUUUUAACAAUCACUGGAGCAGUUCAGCUGUUCCAAAUGAAAUUCCAACAACAUAUGCUUUUCCAGGCAUGGAUGUCCAUUAUCAUGGGUGGGAGCACCACCAUUCAUCUUCUUUUCCUACAAGUAGCAGCCGUAUUGGUAAUACUGAUCAGCCCUCCAUUCCCUCUGUUUCUCAGAGAGCUGCUAGAACAAACUCUGAUAUACCAAGACCUGGAUCUUUUGUCCACCCAUUCCUUGUCAGUCACAGUUCUGGUCGACCUGGGAGUUCAGUUGCCUCAUCAAUGAUUCCUCCUUAUCCUGGAAGUGUAGCUCGGGCUCGUGACCGUGUUCAGGCUCUUCAAGCAUAUUUCCAGCAACCCAGCAGCAAUUCACCUGCUGCCGCCGCCGCUGCUGCUGCUGUACGGACGCCAGUUAUGUCUGGUGGUCGGAGAUCCAACAGUCACAGGGUGGUCCCUCAAGUUGGGCCAGUGGCAUCCUCGUCUGAUCAGGCGGCGGGAGGCUUUUACUUCUACCCAUCUGCUUCAUCUGGAAGGAGCUUUCAAGAAGCAGAAAACCCUAACCGAUACCACAGUUGGGAGCGGGAACACUUGCCGGCCUUCAACCUACCCCAGCAGCAGCAGCAGGAGGUUGAAAGAGAUCAAAUAUGGGGGCCAUAUCACCAUGCACAGGCACAGGCAGGCAGUGGGUCUGAUUCCGGUAUCAGAUCUGGCAGCGGUGGUGGCGGCAAUUUCCGUCAGAGGCAUGGAUCUGAAAGGAUGCCAUCUCAGAAUCGGUCAUAGAUUUGCUCUGAGCUGCUCUCCUCUCCUCUCCUCAAUCUUAUGAUUUAUUUAAAAGAGAAAAACUGUGAUUACUAUGGCUAUGGCUGAAACGCACUCUUUAUGUAUGCUUUUGAGAAAACCAUGUAUACUGAUUGGAAAGGACUGGAGUCCCUGGUUUUAGUGGUCUGUCAAAUAUGGGCAGAUUGCCAGAUUGUAUACUGUUGUUGGUGGCCCCGAAAUGACUCUUUUCUCUAGGCCACAUGGAUGCAUGCAUGUGUUAUGGCCAAGAGUAAACACUUAAAUUGCCUUUGGUUCAUAAUU
Messenger RNA from Ipomoea nil (Japanese morning glory), 1921 nucleotides. RefSeq lists its product as uncharacterized. The transcript is spliced from 6 exons. Lineage: Eukaryota; Viridiplantae; Streptophyta; Magnoliopsida; Solanales; Convolvulaceae. Gene Ontology annotation, molecular function: ubiquitin-protein transferase activity. Bases 275 to 1621 code for a protein of 448 amino acids. The record is from RefSeq and is a predicted model, not a curated record.